Messenger RNA from Oncorhynchus kisutch (coho salmon), 2379 nucleotides. It is a transcript of the gene dph5, whose product is annotated as diphthamide biosynthesis 5. Lineage: Eukaryota; Metazoa; Chordata; Actinopteri; Salmoniformes; Salmonidae. Gene Ontology annotation, biological process: protein histidyl modification to diphthamide. Bases 316 to 1185 code for a protein of 289 amino acids. The record is from RefSeq and is a predicted model, not a curated record. Gene Ontology annotation, molecular function: diphthine synthase activity. The transcript has 7 exons.
AUUUUGCGUCAAGACGUAUGUGAAAUCGUAUAGUGUUUACACGUGCGUUUAGUAACAAGUGUGGAUUCCAGUUCCAUACUGUAGUAGCGGCGUAUAUUCACGAGGGAAUCUGAUAAUAAAUGCAAGCGUAUUCUAGGUACCAGCUUAGAUAUGUUAUGUCAUAACUAACGGAACAUUUUAAAACGGCAGCGGUCUGUUUUCUGCCAGGUUUAGCAAUUAGCUAGCCUUAGCCUGCUAUUAAGACAGUUGUGAUGACGUGUGGUGUUAGCCACCAAUAUAGCUAACUCAUAAAAAGUGUGGUAUUUCUACGUUGCGAUGCUGUACUUUAUUGGGCUUGGGUUGGGAGAUGCAAAGGACAUCACCGUAAAGGGGUUAGAAAUUGUAAAGCAAUGCAGUCGUGUAUACUUGGAAGCCUACACGUCCAUAUUGACAGUUGGGAAAGAUGCAUUGGAGGAUUACUAUGGACGGGAGCUGAUACUGGCUGACAGAGACAUGGUGGAACAGGAGGCUGAUGAGAUCCUGAAAGGGGCUGACGUCAGUGAUGUGGCAUUUCUUGUGGUGGGAGAUCCAUUUGGCGCCACCACCCACAGUGACUUGGUCCUGAGAGCAGUGAAUGCUGGGAUACAAUACAGGGUCAUCCAUAAUGCCUCUAUCAUGAACGCAGUUGGAUGCUGCGGCCUCCAGCUGUACAACUUUGGAGAGACGGUGUCCAUUGUGUUCUGGACAGAUACGUGGAGACCGGAAAGCUUCUACGAUAAAAUCAAGAAGAACAGGGACCUGGGGAUGCACACACUAUGUUUGCUUGAUAUCAAAGUCAAAGAGCAGUCCAUGGAGAACCUCAUGAGGGGCCGUAAGAUUUAUGAACCGCCCAGGUUUAUGACCGUGAGCCAGGCGGCUGAGCAGCUCCUGGAGAUAGUACAAAACAGGAGGGAGCGGGGAGAUGACCUGGCCAUCAGCGAGGAGACCAUAUGUGUGGGUCUGGCCAGGGUGGGAGCAGAGGACCAGGUCAUCCUCGCGGGGACACUCCGCCAACUGGCGUCAUGUGACCUGGGCGGCCCGCUGCAUUCCAUGAUCGUUACGGGUCACCUGCACCCGCUGGAGGUAGACAUGUUGCGUUUGUCAGCUGCCACCCCCGACGCACUGCAGAACCUCCGAAUGACCGACAGCUCAACGUACACCUCCUAAUGCCUCAAGAAUGACUCUCAGGAUCUCCAAACGACCUAGCACACACAAACACAGGACCAUGUGUCAUAUAGGCCUGCUAACUUCUGUUGACUUGACACGCCUAGCCGCUGACCGAUACCAAACACCAGUAGAUCUGGAUCGACAUUAGGGUUAUGUAUUUAAACGUUCCAUCCCGGGUAUAAUCCAGUAUUUCCCACCAGAACUGUCAUUCUAAAGCAUAUAAAUAUCUCUGAUCAGCAUGAAAAUUCAAGCCAUACAUUAAAGACAUUGUAUUUAACAUUCAGCAAAUAAGUUUGCAUCAUUUGAAAAGUUUUUGUUCUGACAUGCACUGUGAACUAUAGGACCUUAUGUAGACAGGUGUGCCUUAAUCAUGUAGAAACAGGAUGCACCGGAGCUCAAUUGAGGGAUAGUUUUUGUCGUUAUGGGGUAGUGUGUGUAGAUUAAGAACAAGGCUGUAAUGUGAAAGGGAAGGGGUUUGAAUGCUUUUUAAUGGGCAAUCCGUUACUUUGCUUCCCUAAAAAAAAAAAACCCUGUGCUUUAUCUAAAAUCACAACGCUAGCUGGCUAUGGCAUCAAAAUGUUAUUAACAUGAUUGAAGAGGUAAUGGAGGAACAUAACUGAGUCAGAUUAUCUUGGUAAAAAAUUAAGCUGUCCUGUAAUUAUGUUUGCACUUCAUUUUCCAAGAAUACAAAUCUUCUGGUAUGCGCAGCACUACUGCCAAAAAGUCAACCUGGACCCCUAUCUGGGCCUGUGAAACCAGAAUUAAGAGAUUUCUUACACAGACCAAAGCAUAUAUUUCACUGAUUUAUUAAUACUGAUGUGCUUGAAUGACACUUAGAAUUCAUCAUCUAGUUCCUGAGUUGGAAGGAUUUUUUAAAGGCGACAGCAACUCCCUUUCCUCCUCCAGAUAAUGUAAGGGCUCGUAUCGCUGAAGUUCACAGCUUCUGAAAUGUAAAAAAUAUGCAGCGUUUACCAUGAAUGCAGUCUCUGCUUAAGCUGAAUAGCUGUAGCUCUUCAGUGCUACAGAUAGUCGAGCCCUACUUGAUAUGCAACAAUUUAAUGACAGUCAAAAAUAAAAAAUGUACAGAUAAGAAAUCAUGGAUGACAGCGCAAACUGAGCAAAAUACAUUUGAAAAUGUGCGCCACCUCUUCUCUCAAAUAUCCAUGUAACGAAUAAACAUUGAUGUGCAAUCUG